AUGUCAUCAAAUAGCUCCACAUCCAAAUGCUCAUCUUCUUCCCGAUGCAGGGGAGAUCAUGCUUCUAUCAUGGAAGCCCAACGGCCAUCACCUCCGUCUUCCUUGAAUCGAAUGCAUUCCGCAAGUCCCAGAAGACGGAAUGGUAACAACUUUCAUCCACUAUCCACUCCUAAUUCUUUUGAGAACGACUUUCCCCGCUUGCUCUUCCUUGAUGAAAAUUGCGAAGACGAAGAAAUCGACACUUUCAAAAUUCAGAGGAAGCUAUUGAGACGGCGAUACGUCCGAAGAGAACAAAACAAGAAGAAACGACAACGCGAAAUGGAAAAUGCUAGACAAAUGGCACUUGAAACCGAAAAACAUCAAAUUCAACCAAUCUUAAGCACUAAGGAGCCAACGGCUGUACAAUACACUGACAGUGAAGAUAGCAUGGAACAGGCCGAACAAAAGCAACGCUUGCUACUAUCGCCUUCUUUCCGUAUGUCUUGUGGGAUGACCAGCCCAUGCUAUUCUCCAGCAUUCAAUCUCCCAUGCUUUUCUCCGCUUCGUCCAACCAAACGCCAAAACACACGGGUCACUCAUUGA
Cylindrotheca closterium is the source of this 582-nucleotide messenger RNA. The record is from the annotation of a GenBank genome assembly. Lineage: Eukaryota; Bacillariophyta; Bacillariophyceae; Bacillariales; Bacillariaceae.